ACAGCACUUCAGCAUCUGCACACUGGAAUCUACAGGUCAAAAUGAAGUUUGACAGCAUUCUGGCAGAGGCAAAUGGGUUUGGGCCAUACCAGAUCGCACUGGUCUUGCUACUAGCCAUACCACGCCUCACACUACCAUGCCAUUUCCUGCUGAACAAUUUUAUUGCUGCCAUCCCUUCUCACCAUUGUGACAUCAGCCAUUUGGAUGACCAUGGGAUUUUUGAGAAUCUGACUCAGGAGGAGAGACUGACUGUCAGUAUUCCAGCACAUGAAGAUGGGAGUUUUGCUUACUGUCACAUGUUCUCUCAUCCUCAGUUUCACCUGCUGUCAAACUCAUCUAGUUCUUCUGAGUUUGCUGUAGUUCAGUGUCAGAAUGGAUGGAAGUAUGAUAACAGUACAUUCAGCAGCACUCUGGCCACACAGUUUGAUUUAGUUUGUGAAAACAAGGGACUGGCACAAGCAUCAGGAACCAUAUUUUUUGUGGGUGUCAUGGUUGGAGCAGUUUUCUUUGGAACAAUCAGUGACAAGUAUGGCCGUAGGAGCAUGUUGCUGUUGUCCUACAUCUUAUCUAUAGUGUUCAGUGCUGCUAGCGCCUUCUCCACUACCUAUAUUAUGUUCGCCGUCUUCCGCUUCUUCAGUGGAUUUGCACUGACGGGUAUCACAAACAUAUCAUUUGUGCUCAGUAUUGAAUGGGUUGACACUAAACACCGUACAUUUGUAGCAGUGUUUGGCAGUCUGGCCUGGGCUAUAGGAAACAUGAUGCUGGCAGGUUUCGCUUAUCUGAUUACUGAUUGGAGGAUGUUGAUUAUUACCAUCACUUCUCCACUUCUUCUCGCAGCUGCCACCUGGUGGUGGAUCCCUGAAUCGGCCCGGUGGCUCAUAGCAAAUAAUAAGCCAAACACAGCUUACAAGUAUCUGGAAAAAUGUGCUAAGUUCAAUAACAAAGAAGACUUCACAUCCAGAGUCAAGCCAGAGUCUAUGUCAAAUGUGGUGACUGUGGAUAAACCGGAUCGCAUUUAUACCUACUUAGACCUCAUCAAAACCCCAAAGCUGAGGAAUCUUACACUGUUUACAGGCAUAGUGUGGUAUGGCGUUUCAUUUACAUACUAUGGGAUCAGCUUAAACAUCACUGGCUUUGGGCUUGGUCCUUUUCUGACACAUUUCAUUUACGCAGCCAUAGAGUUCCCUGCAAAAAUCCUCACCUACUUCUGUCUUGACAAAGUCGGCCGCAGGCUCUGUCAAGCUGGGUCAUUGAUAUUAACAGGACUCUGUAUACUCAUCAACAUCAUCACACCUGCAGAAUACUGGGUGUUCCGGACUGUAAUUGCUGUGUUGGGUAAAGGACUUUCAGAGGUUUCAUUUACUACCGUGUUUCUCUACACUGCAGAGCUGUAUCCCACAGUCUUGAGGCAGAAUGGUCUUGGCUAUACCAGUUUCUUGGCUAGGCUGGGAGCUUCUGUUGCUCCUCUUAUCACGCUAUUAGAUAACAUCCCAGAGAUGAUUUUCUGCUCAUUUGCCAUCUUUUCUGGUGUCAUCGCUUCGCUUCUUCCUGAAACCACCAACAAAAGAUUGCCAGAAACCAUAGAUGAUGUUGAAAGGAAAUCCCCCACAACUUUGGAAAAGACUGCAUUUGAAAAGACUGAGAAGACUGAAAAUCCAGACAUAAGCUUAAGAGAGUCAGAGCAAUAAUAGUGUGAAAUCGCUAUAAUGUAACUAAAUUAUCAACUGUUAGUUUUUACUUAUUUUGAUAGUUUUAUAUUAUUUAUUUAUCUACAGCUUGAGACUCAUCACUGUUACAGCCGUGUCCCUCAAAUGUGCAAAUGCUGAUCGUAAAAUCUUUUGAAAAACCUGUUCUAAAUCUGUAUGAGUUUCUUUAUUGUGUUGAACAGAAAAGAAGAUAUUAGCACACAGUUGAUGUUACUUCCAUAGCAUGAUGGAACUUCCAUAGCAUUUACUAUGGUUACAGUCGACUGUGUGCUUACCAUCCAUCAUUUAUCAAAAUAUCUUCUUUUGUGUCCAUCAAGCUUGGAAAAGCAAGGACAUUUACUAAAAUAACUCCAAAUGUGCUCAUCUAAUAGAUGUUGGAAAUAUGUAUCUCAGAUUGCUUCAGGGUGAGUACAUCAUAGGGUAAUUUUGAUAUUCGGCUGGAGUUUCACUUAAAAAGCUGUUAAUAUACAUCUUGUGAUAGCUUCAGACAUCUACUUCUCUAGAUUUCUGGACAAAUAUGUUUUGUCCCUUAGAAUUGCAACUGUACAUAGUUAUAUAUGUGUUCCUCUAGCUCAGUGGUGAAGCAUUGCGCUUGCAGCACAAAUGUGUUCGAUCCCAGUGUAACACACUUUAUUAAAAAAAAAAAUGUUUUGUAAUGCACUGUAAGUCAGUUUGGAUAAAAGUGUUUGCAAAAUGCAUAAUGUAAAUAAAUAAAUACUUUUACUCCAUCUGUCCCAGCACCAUGGACAGCACCCACACCUGCAUUAGUUUCAUUGAAUUGUAUAGACGGUUUUAAGCUUCUGGACAGAAUUUACUCUUCGGUCUCUGUUUGUUGUAUGUUUUGGCUAGUGGCUAUACUGAACUCUGGAACAAAUACCUUGUCAAAAAAAAAAAAAAAAACAAGUUUUGUUUUCCUAAAGACGAGGGGGGGUGGCGAUCAUGGAUCACCACUAUAUGUUAAGGGAGGUUUGGCAGCCGAUCUGUUAACAUUGUAUACAUUAUUUAGUACACAUUUUGGACAGUAACGUUAGCUCAGUGUAUAGUUUUUGAUACGCUUUAGCUGAUUUGAA
Messenger RNA from Paramisgurnus dabryanus, 2776 nucleotides. The record is from RefSeq and is a predicted model, not a curated record. NCBI's taxonomy places the organism in Eukaryota, Metazoa, Chordata, Actinopteri, Cypriniformes, Cobitidae.